AUGUCCGCCCAAGGCUCCAGAUUGCAAGGAAAGGUUGCCAUUGUUACCGGAGGAGGCUCCGGCUUUGGUGCCGCUAUCGCCCGCCGAUUCGGUGAAGAAGGUGCCAAGGUGCUGGUCGCAGAUAUCAAUGUUCAGGGAGGCGAACAGGUCGCUGCUCAGAACCCCGGCAACCUCAAGUUCCAGCGCAUGGACGUUACACAAAAAUCCGAGUGGACAGCUAUUGUUGAUUUGGCUUUCUCUGAGUUCGGAAGACUGGAUAUUGUGGUGAAUAAUGCCGGAACUAGCUAUCGGAACAAGCCUACCGCAGAGGUGACCGAGGAUGAGUGGGAGCGAGUGUUUAAUGUUAAUGUCAAGAGCAUCUACUGGUCUGCCAGCGUCGUGAUGCCCAAAUUCAUCGAGCAAGGCCAGGGUGGUUCCAUGAUCAAUAUCUCUUCGACUGGUGCUAGUCGUCCCCGACCAGGCCUGGUGUGGUAUAACGCCUCCAAGGGCGCUGUCACAAACGCUACCAAGGGCCUCGCCGCUGAGUAUGGUCCUCACAACAUUCGAGUCAACAGCGUCGCUCCCCUCUUGUCCGGUACCGGUCUCUUCUCCAUGUUUACCGGCAUGGAAGAUACUCCCGAGAAUAGACAAAAGUUCAUUGGAAAUGUACCCUUGGGCCGCUUGACGGAGGCGGAUGAUAUUGCCAACAUCUGUCUCUACCUUGGCAGUGAAGAGGGCCGCUUCAUUAAUGGUACUGAGAUGGUUAUUGAUGGUGGAAAGUGUAUCUAA
Messenger RNA from Penicillium daleae, 768 nucleotides. RefSeq names its product SDR family oxidoreductase. The coding region runs from base 1 to 768 and encodes 255 amino acids. The record is from RefSeq and is a predicted model, not a curated record. Lineage: Eukaryota; Fungi; Ascomycota; Eurotiomycetes; Eurotiales; Aspergillaceae. The transcript is spliced from 4 exons.